UGGGACAUCCCCUAAGGUAUUCAUGCACUACAAUAUCUUUCCACAUCAAUAUUGCAUCAAAGAUGAACAGUUAAUCUCGCUCUCUCUCUCUCUCUCUCUCACACACACACACACAUAAAAACACACACAGACACAUGCACUGUUGCUGAUAGAUCCUUGACAAAAUCUGUGUGGAAGAGAAUUUCUUUCAUCUCCUGAUUCAGAAAAAGAAAACUUUGUAGGGCACUUUGGAGUUUAUUCAUAUAGUACUUCUUGAAGAAACCAAAAGGGCCCUAUCCAUUUGUUGCAGAGCUGCUAAAACCAUGACAGAUAUAGCAAUAUUGCAAUAUUCCUUCAGUAAAUGCAGUACUAAGAACCAGAAUAACCUGCAAAUGAAUAUCUGAAGAAGAGUACAACAACAGCAGCAUUGUGAUCAUGUUGCCAUCUAGCAAAGAGAUAACCAUCAUCCUUCUGUUUCUCAGUACUGUUCCAUUACUAAUCCAUGGAAUUUUUGGUUUGAAUCAAGAAGGCCAAUCUCUUUUGUCUUGGCUUUCAACCUUCAACUCCUCUUCUUCUGCAUCUUUCUUUUCUUCAUGGGAUGAAUCCCACCAAAAUCCAUGCCAAUGGGACUACAUCAGAUGCACCACAAGUGGUUUUGUUUCGGAACUCACUAUCACGUCUAUCCAUCUUCCAACUACAUUUCCUACCCAAUUGCUUUCCUUUAAGUUCCUAACUGUCCUUGUAUUAUCCGAUGGAAACCUCACCGGAGAAAUUCCUCCAGGCCUUGGAAAUCUGUCAUCACUGGUGAGAUUGGAUCUCAGUUUCAAUGCUCUAACAGGGAUCAUACCACGUGAGAUUGGAAUGUUAUCCAACUUGGAAGUACUGUCUUUGAGCUCGAAUUCUUUGGGUGGUGAAAUGCCUGAAGAAAUCGGAAACUGUUCACAACUCAGGCAGCUUGAACUGUUUGAUAACCAGCUCUCUGGAGUGCUUCCAAUGGGAAUCAGCCUUUUAUGGAGCCUGGAAAUCUUUCGUGCCGGCGGGAACAUAGGAAUUCAUGGGGAAAUUCCCAUGCAAAUAUCAAACUGCAAACAGCUAACUUUUUUCGGUCUUGCAGAAACGGGUAUUUCAGGCCAGAUUCCAGGUAGCAUUGGAGAACUGAAGAAUCUCAGGACACUUUCAGUUUAUACAGCAAAUCUUACGGGUGAAAUCCCACAAGGAAUUAGUAACUGCACCGCAUUAGAGAAUCUUUUCAUUUAUGAGAAUCAAAUCUCUGGAGAAAUUCCUGUUGGGUUGGGAUUUCUUAAGAAUCUAAAAAGAUUGUUGUUGUGGCAGAACAACCUGAGAGGCACUAUACCUGAAGAUCUUGGAAACACAUCAAGCUUGAUUGUUAUGGACUUGUCCUUGAAUUUUCUGAGUGGAGAACUGCCAGCUUCUCUUCAAAAUUUAGGCCUUCUGGAGGAGCUCCUAUUGUCUGAUAACUACAUCUCUGGGAUCAUUCCUCAGUAUAUUGGCAACUUUUCUCGGUUGAGGCAACUAGAAUUGGAUAACAACAAUUUUACCGGAGAGAUUCCAAGCACGAUAGGGAAUUUGAAGGAGCUAACACUGUUUUUCGCCUGGGAAAAUCAGCUUAAUGGAAGCAUACCAGCUGAAGUGGCCAACUGUCAAAAGCUUCAGGCUUUGGAUCUCUCCCACAAUAGCCUAACUGGAUCAGUUCCAAAGAAUCUGUAUAAUCUCAGGAACUUAUCCAAGCUGCUGCUACUCUCCAACAAGCUUUCUGGAGGGAUUCCGCCAGAUAUUGGAAAUUGUACCAGUCUCAGCAGAUUAAGGAUGGGAUCAAAUAUGUUCGAUGGUCAAAUUCCUUCAGAGAUUGGGUUGUUGCAAAACUUGACUUUCCUCGAGUUAUCAGAAAAUCAAUUUGAUGGAGCUAUACCCCCUGAUAUUGGCAACUGCAAGGAGUUGGAACUGAUUGACUUGCACUCAAAUCAGCUUGAAAGCACCAUUCCUCUCUCUUUUGUCAACCUUAUGGAGCUGAAUGUUUUGGAUCUUUCACUGAAUAGAUUAUCAGGACGUAUUCCAGAAGACUUGGGCAAGCUCACAUCAUUAAACAAACUUGUACUGAAUCGAAAUAACCUCAAUGGGAGUAUACCAAAAUCACUAGGCUUCUGUAAGGAUUUGCAGUUGUUGGAUGUAAGCAGCAACGGUAUUAAUGGUCAGAUCCCAGAUGAAAUAGGGCGGCUGCAAGGGUUGGAUAUUCUACUAAACUUGAGCUGGAACUUUUUAACAGGACCUCUUCCAGAAAGCUUUUCUAAUUUUUCAAAGCUAGCAAACAUGGACCUUUCCCACAAUAUGUUGACAGGGAGUCUGACAGUACUAAGCAACCUUGACAAUCUUAUGUCCCUGAAUGUUUCGUACAAUAAGUUCUCGGGCAUUCUCCCCAAUACGAAGCUCUUUCACGACAUUCCAAUUGCUUCAUUUGUUGGUAACCAACAGCUCUGCAUUAACAGAGCUCAAUGUCACUUCAGCGAGCACGAUAAGAGCAAAACCAUCAGGAACCUCAUUAUCUUUGUUGUAAUAAGUGUUCUUGUGACUGUCGGAGUCUUCACAUUCGGGGUAAUCUUCUAUAUUAAAGCUCGUGAAGACAAGCUCAAUAGAAAUGACGAAGAAAACAGCCUGCAAUGGAGCUUCACCCCAUUUCAGAAGCUGGAUUUCUCAGUGAAUGACAUUUUGCCCAAGCUUUCUGAAUCAAACAUUGUGGGAAAGGGUGGAUCAGGAGUUGUCUACAGGGUGGAGACACCAGCACACCAACAGGUAAUUGCAGUGAAGAAACUGUGGCCAAAGAAGAAUGAAGAGAUUUCUCAAAGAGACUCAUUUUCUGCAGAAGUACGAACCUUGGGAUCAAUUAGGCACAAAAAUAUAGUGAGGCUUCUUGGCUGCUGCAACAAUGGAAAAACUAGACUUCUAUUGCUUGACUUCAUCAGUAAUGGGAGCUUGUCUGAAGUGAUUCACCAUAAGAUGAUAUACUUGGACUGGGAAGCCCGGUAUAAGAUCAUUCUUGGAGCAGCUGAUGGCUUGGCUUAUCUGCACCAUGACUGCAUUCCUCCAAUCAUUCAUCGUGACAUAAAGACCAACAAUAUUCUUGUUGGUCCACAGUUUGAAUCUUUCCUAGCUGAUUUUGGGCUCGCAAAACUUGUAGAUUGUGCUGAUUAUGCAAGAGCUUCCAAUGUCGUAGCAGGUUCUUAUGGCUACAUGGCUCCAGAAUAUGGAUAUAGUAUGAGAAUUACAGAGAAAAGUGAUGUCUACAGUUAUGGCAUAGUGCUGCUUGAAGUCCUAACAGGAAGGGAACCAAAUGAUCCCAGGAUUCCAGAUGGUGCCCACAUAGUCACUUGGGUAAACCACGAGCUGAGAAUUAAACAUUCUGAGUUCACAUCAAUUCUUGAUCAACAGUUACUAGUACUUUCAGGAACACGAACAUCUGAGAUGUUUCAAGUUCUUGGGGUGGCCCUACUUUGUGUAAAUCCUAGCCCCAAUGAUAGACCUACAAUGAAGGACGUUGCAGCAAUGCUAAGAGAAAUCAAGCAUGAAAACGAGGACAUUGAGAAACCAGAAUCACUUCAAAAGGGCCACAUUUGUAACAGUAAAGCAGCUAUUCAUUGUUCUAGCUUCUCAAGAUCUUCCGAACCUCUAAUUAGAUCACCUUCCCAGCAAUCAGAAUAAGUACUCCACAGUUAGGCCCUGUUCUUUUGUUCCAUCAUUUCUUUUCCAGUAGCAAAUUAGCUGUAUAGAUUGAUAAUAUUCAAAGGAGUUUAUUGCCUUGUAUACAACCACUUUUUGGUUUGAAUUCAUUCCUGCAGUUAUGAUCUUUCCUCCAACAAGAUUGUAAUUGGAGGAACAUAAAAUACCGCUGAUGCAUAACUAUUUCCACAUAAUGAGAUUCUGUAAAGGCCAUAAUUCCUAUUCUUUACUGUCAGUUUAGUACUAGGAUCAGCUUAUGAAUUUUUAAACCAUGUCAUCUCUAGGGAACCAAAAAUGUAUAAUGAUUCAGUAAAAGAGUAAAAGUUUCUAUCAGUUACAAACCAUCUUCCAUAAAUUAACCAUGAAAAGAAAAAAAAGAAAAAAGAAAACUUUCAAACAUGUACCAAUUAUCAGAUGGACAGUUCAUGAUGAGACCAAGGAAUUGAAAAGUAGCUUUCAAUCCCAUGGGAUGUUUUCUAGAAGAAAUAAAAGGGACGAGGAAUUGGUUGGCAGGAAGCAGAUGGAACUUACAUAAGAGGUAAGCAAAUGGACCAACAUUCCCUACCAACUUUUUCCAACACUGCUUUCAUCAAAGAUGAGUAAAGAUACACUUACGUCGUCUUAAAUAUGCUUUCCUUUUCCACAUGUGAUAGUGAGGUUAAAACAAAAGACAUGUGACAGCAAAUUCUUCAGACCCUCCUGUAGGUCAGAAAAAACUAUCGAGUUUCAAUGGCUAAGGAUCAAACACAGCUUUGGCAGAAGAUUAGACAACUUUUUCUUCGAGAAGUACAGUAAAAC
Molecule: messenger RNA, 4509 nt
Organism: Oldenlandia corymbosa var. corymbosa
Lineage: Eukaryota; Viridiplantae; Streptophyta; Magnoliopsida; Gentianales; Rubiaceae
Source: the annotation of a GenBank genome assembly